AUGAGAUAUUACAACCUUCCGAUAAUGAAACAAUUUUGUAUAUAAGGCAAACAAAAGUUUAUGACUGGACUCAGCUAAUUAUGAAAUGCGAGCAUGGAUUUACAUUCGACGAAGAUAAUAUAUCCAUCAAAGAUGCCUCUGAAUCUGCAUUUAAGAUCAAUGUAAACAAAAUUCGAAAAUAUUUAUUAAAUAAUCAUUCUGAAGAAGAAAAAGAGUGCAAACAUAACCUUGAAGCUUUUUGCAAAAGGAAUCUCAUAUUAGGUGGAAAUGUUUUAGCAAGUUCUCUUUGGCUUUCUACGCCUCUUGGACUAUCACAUGAGGUAUCUAAACAAAUGCUUAGCCAUCUUGAAAAAUAUACUAAAUGUUCUCAUCAAAAGUGGGAAAAGGCAUUAAUUGUCCUUCAAGAAUCAUGUAUCUCACCAACUGAAGAAUUUAUUAAAGCUGUUGAAAAUGCAUUGGCUAUGGGCACUGAUAACAAAAAACUCAAAAAACUUCGAGAGAUUUCAAAAAAAUAUGGCCAAUUCUACGCACGCCGUUUCGUAUUUGGAGGGGCGAUAGUUAAAAUAUACACCAGCAAUUCAAAUGAAAGCUCAAAAACUAAAACAAUUGAUUCAAAAAAUAAGAUCGGUCUUUCUGCACAGAGCGUUGCCAAUGCUGAUGUAAAUUUAAAUAUUUUUCGUAGAACUGAGAAAAAAACAAAAGUAUUCAACUAUCACUCAAAUAUAAGAACUGUCGGCGGAAUUACAGAAAAAUAUAAUAAUAAAGACGAUUCUAUAAAACCUUGGCUAGACUCUCUAAAAGAUCAUACCACUUGGGAUGUAAUUGAAUAUGAUGAAAUUGGGUUGAUAUUUGAUUUAUUGGAUGAUAGAUUGCGAAAACAAAUCUUUGACGUAUUAGGUUACCCAAUCUUAAAAGAACCAGAUAUAAUAACUAAUAAAGACUCAAGUUCAGCAACUGAUAACUUUGCUACCAUAUCAAAUUCAGUAACCGAUAACUCUGCUAUCAUAUCGGGAACAAAUUCAGUAAUCGAUAAAUCUGCUGCCAUAUCCGGAUCAAACUCAGCAAUUAAUAACCAUGCUCUGACAAAAGCUAUUAAAGACAUUUCAUCCAUUAUUAUUGGUACUCAUAUAGCACUUCAUAAACAUUCUGCAUGCUUAUUCGCAUAUGACACCAAAGAAAGGAACAAAGUGAUAGAUAAAAAUAUCUUACAAAGAUUAUCACUAUAUGCUUGUGUUGUAGAUACAAAUGUCUCUCUUGAUACAUAUAACUCUAGUCAAACUGGUGCAAAUAUCUCUCUUGAAGCAUGCAGUUUUGGCCAAAAAGAAGUUACGUGGCGUAAGAGCAGAACUCAUAAUAAAAUAUCUUAUAGUCAAAAAAAUAUUUUUCAAAAAAAUGCUUUGUUCACCAAAGAGCAAACUUCUAAAAAUUUGAUCUUUGUAAAUCAAUUUUUUAAUUAUUGUUUCGAAAAUGGAUCUGAACAUUGUCAAUUUCAUGGGUCUGUUAAUGUUAAAUCUGAUGAGGUUAUUUAUGGAUCAUUCAAUUCUAAAUCUUUGAAUAACAUUGAAGGAAAAUUUUCUUAG
This is a messenger RNA of Dentiscutata heterogama, 1580 nucleotides long. The record is from the annotation of a GenBank genome assembly. NCBI's taxonomy places the organism in Eukaryota, Fungi, Glomeromycota, Glomeromycetes, Diversisporales, Gigasporaceae.